UUUGCUUUUGUUAAGCAACACUUAUCUUCAUAAUUGUGAUGUUGUAGUGAUGACCAAGAUGAAUUGUACAGGACAAGAAUGGCAAAGCUUGUACUUGUGGCCAGUGAGCUGACAUUGGACAAACUACUGACAGCCAAGUCAAAGUCGUCAUCCAGUCUCUCUCCUGCCAGUUCACCACGUGGUGGUGGAUCAGUUAUGUCGAGAGUCGGUGGGUUUUCCAGCGAGUAUUUGGCAGAAGAUAUUGAAUACCUCCAUCGCAUAAGCUCGCUUCAGACCAUUCAUGGAGACUUCACUCUUGAAAUGGCUAUUAGAGUAAACUGGAUGAGAGCAAGAUACCUGAUGUUGCAAGGUCAAAUGGAUUAUGCCAUGAUGUACUUAGAUCGGAGUUCAAAGCUCUUGACCCUGAAGGUGAAUUCGAUUGAGGGUCCUACCACUGUUAAGCUGGUGAACUGUAGAGUUGACAACAUCAUCACAUUAGAUCAAGUCCAAAAGAAACUUGAAUCACUGCAAAGGUGUCAGUCAUUAGAAGAGGUUCAACGGCUGUACGAGUCAGGUUAUUAUGAAGAUGUUGUGAUGCGCCUAAUGCCCACACUCCACCAGCCACAGCCCAAGACCAAGGUACGCUAAACAUCUGAAGUCACUACAGUUACUGAUUCAAUUCGGUUCCUCUGUACCUAUUUAUUUAAAACCUUGUUUACUACUCGAUGAAACGGCAGUGUCGUACUUUGGGUGCCAAAGUUAGAGUUACGGUCUGCCAAACUUUAAAUGAGUCAUGACAAAUCAUGCAACGUUUGAUACUCAAUUAUAUCAUGUCUU
Messenger RNA from Orbicella faveolata, 816 nucleotides. Its product is annotated as calcineurin-binding protein cabin-1-like. The record is from RefSeq and is a predicted model, not a curated record. Gene Ontology annotation, molecular function: nucleosome binding; protein binding. NCBI's taxonomy places the organism in Eukaryota, Metazoa, Cnidaria, Anthozoa, Scleractinia, Merulinidae. Gene Ontology annotation, cellular component: nucleus. Gene Ontology annotation, biological process: chromatin organization.